AGAAACAGCAGUUACAGCAGCAAGAAGAAGAAGGGGGUGGACACUGAUCAGGCGAAGCAAGCAGGCAAUCACGAGCAAGAGGACAUGGGACAAGAAGCGAUGGAGCAACGAUCACGUGGACCAGGGAGGAAGGGCAAGAAGCGAGGAGGUGGUGGUGGAGGUGGAGGAGGAGGAGGUGGUGGUGGUGGUGGUCGGCCGCCCACGGAGGGGAUCAGCGCCGGGUUCAAGGAGUGGAUCUCACGCGAGUUCACCACGUUUGCGGAGUCCGAUCGCGAAGAGCUGCAGUUCCCAUCCUCGCUGUCGUCCUUCGAGCGCAAGUACAUUCACCACUAUGCCCCCAAACAUGGCUUCAUCACCAAGAGCUACGGCAAAGGAGACAGCAGACACAUCAUGAUCCGCAAGCCGAAGAACGCGGCCGCAGAGCACGAGUACAUGCUCACGCUGGACCCAAAGGUGGCCUCCUAUGCCACGGUCAACGCGCCGCCUUUAUCUGAGGACGAUGACGACCUCGUGCGAAAGGGGAUGCCUCUCGCCUCAAACAAGAAGACGUGGACCAAGGGCAGUCGCGCGGGCCCAAAGUGCAUUGUGCCGCCAGAGCCCAAGACGCCCAAGCAAUUCAGGGAGUUCCAGCAGCGACUGCCUGCUGCUGCCCACGAGCAAGAACUGUUGGAGCUGCUGCAACAUGAACAGGUUGUGCUUGUGAGUGGCGAGACGGGCUGUGGAAAGACAACGCAAGUGCCGCAGUUUGUCAUGCGUGAUGCCGCAGCAAGAGACAUGCCGUGCACCAUCCUGUGCAGCCAGCCGCGCCGCAUAUCUGCCAUGUCUGUUGCAAAGCGCGUGGCCCAGGAGUGGGGCUGCAGACUCGGGAGCACUGUCGGAUACCACGUCAGGCUCGAGAGCAAGGCUGGCGCUGAGACGAACCUUGCCUUCUGCACGACGGGGUGGCUGCUGCAACGCGUCAUCACCGACAUCACGCUCAAGAACAUCACGCACGUCGUCCUGGACGAAAUCCACGAGCGAGACAGAUUCAGUGACUUCCUGCUCGUGUGUAUGCGCAAAUGUCUCGAGCUCCGCCCGGACAUUCGUCUCGUCCUCAUGAGUGCUACCCUCCACUCAGACCUCUUCACAGACUACUUUGGCGGGUGCCCGCGCGUGCACAUGCAGGGGAUUGCGUACCCUGUCGAGGACGUGUUUCUCGGCGGUGUCCUCAGUCGCCUCGGCCGAACCAUGGGCGUGACGCAAGGCGACAUUGAGAACCAGGCAUCGUGCCCUGAUGUCAUUCCAGAACUUGACGAGUUGAUUGAGCACGGGUGGCACACGGAGGGCGAGGAGUACGCGGACAACGUCAAACGCAUCAUGCACCAUCUCGUCAUCACCGACGUUGACGCAGUCAACUACCGCCAUUCACGGACGGGCGUGUCGGUGCUGAUGUUGGCAGCGGCCAAAGGCGAUGCGGAGACCGUCGACAUGCUGCAGCGCCUUGGUGCCCGCCACGACACCGCUUGCACGACAAACGGAUGGACGGCUGCACAGUUUGCCCGAAACUUUGCAUUUGAGGACCUUGCUGUGAAACUCGAUGACACUUCCGGUGACGCCCUCUCGCUGGAUCCUGAGGCACGAUUUGAGCAGGCGCUCGUGAGCGCAUAUGAGAAGCGUCGCGGACUCGGAAAAGUGGAGGAGCUGGACUAUGAGCUGAUGGCGGACUUGAUUGAGACGAUUGUCAAGGACGAACCAAAGGGACCCGGGGCCAUCCUCGUCUUCCUCCCAGGCCAUGCCGAGAUCACGGCAAUGCGUGCUGCGUGCUGGGAUUUGGAGCACCGAAUCGGCAAAAAGUUUAUGAUUGUUCGUCUCCACUCGUCGUGCACUCUCCGCGAACAGCAGUCCGCAUUCCAGCGCCCGCCCAAGGGCAAGGUGAAAAUUGUGCUGUCGACCAACAUUGCGGAGACGAGCGUGACAAUUGAUGAUGUCGUGUACGUCAUUGACUCCGGUCGCAUGAAGGAAAAGUCGUUUGACACGGUGACGGGCGUGAACACGCUGAUGACGGUGUGGGCGUCAAAGGCGAACUCCACACAGCGCCGCGGCCGUGCCGGGCGGUGUCAGCCUGGCGUGUGCUACCACAUGUUCAGUCGCGAAACAUUCUCGUAUCUGGACGAUUUCCAGCGGCCUGAGAUGCUUCGUGUCUCAUUGGAGGACCUGUGUCUCAAUGCCCGCACCCUCACAACGUCCACCAUCGAGUCCUUCCUCAACGAAGCACCGGAGCCGCCGUCCAGUCGCGCAAUCGGCCACGCCGUGCAGUACUUGAAGCACAUUCAAGCUCUGGACAAGAGCGAGCGGCUGACUGUCUUUGGGCAGCGGCUGUGCCAGCUCUCCCUCGAGCCACCACUUGCCCGCAUGGUGCUGCUCGCUGUGCACAUGGGCUGUCUGGACCCCAUCCUCACACUCUGCUGCAUCCGCUCGCAUCGCAGUCCCCUCCGUCUCCCCAUCGACCCGGCCCAGCGGAGCGAGGCAAAGAAGGCGCACAAGCAGCUGGCGCAGGGCCAGCACAGCGAUCACUUUGCCCUCAUAUCCGCUGUUGCCCGAUACCACCAAGCAAGGAUGAAGGGGUCGGCACGGCAGUUUUGUGAGCGGUUUUAUCUACAUGAGAGCACGCUGGAGACCAUCGAAGGCAUGAAGCAGCAAAUUACCAACCAGCUGCGGCGCAUGAUUCUCCACACGCGUGAUGACAUGGAGACGGCUGACGCCAACGCCAACUCGUGGCCAGUGGUGCUGGCGUGUCUCGUUGCCGGCGCGUAUCCAAACCUCGCCCGCCGCAACCCGGGCCAGCAGACGUACGCCACGAGGUUUCAGCGAAAGGCGAAAGUGCGCAGCGAAUCGUCUGUGUCGUCAGCAAAGCCUGCACGCAACCAGGGCUGGCUCAUCUUCGACGAAAUCACCAGGCUUGGCGGCGCAACCCUCCUUGACACUUGCACGCUUGUUCCCGCUGAGUUUGUGUACAUGUUCAACAGCCAACCUGGCCACGACCUUGACCCAACACCAGUCAACUCAGAGGAGGACGAUGAUGACGAUGAUGAUGAUGAUGGUGGUAGUUUGGGCGCAAAGGCAACCGCUGCUGGUGCUGAGGAGAAUGAGACGCCGUGCAACGUGCAUGUGGACGAUUGGGCCACCAUCCUCACCACCAUGGAGACUGUUGGGCUUCUCGCCGAUGUACGCAACACGUGGCUGGCCUUCACCAUCCAUGCGGGGGCUGCAUCGGACUUCAGCGCCACUGCCCCACUGCUGCGCGUGCUCGAGCGGUUUGUUCACGUGGUGAGCGAGGUGUGCGCGCUUCCAUCGCUGGUUGUGAACGUGUUUGAAGCGCCCCCACUCCCCGUGCAAGCGACGAGGCGUGGUCGCCACCUCCGCGAUGGUCAAAGCAAGCAACCCACCUCGCAUGCACAGCAACAGCAUCACCACCACCACCAGCAUCAUCAUCAGCACCACCACCACCAGUACCAGCCUCAUCAGCACCAUCAGAAGCAGCAGCACGGCCAUCAUCACGGUCGUGGCCACGACCGCCACGACCGCCAUCAGCACCGCCACCAACAGGACCAGGCGCCGCACACGUCUGAGCGCGGGCGCGGCGGACGUGAGCGUGAACGUCGGCGUGGACGAGGUGGCAUGCACCGGCAGGGUUCGCUGGACCAGGACGAGGCAGGCAAGCAGCUCUAUGUUCCCCACCAGAACAAGCAGCAGCACGGCAAAAAGGGUGGCGCUGGUGAAGACAAUAGCACACUGUCGGGGAAACAGCUCAUGCUCAAACUCCAACAGCGCCCAGAACAACAACAACACCAUCAACGGCAACGUCACCAGCAGCAGGACGAUGCAGGGGCGAACCUGUUGUUUGCGCUGCAAGCUCACCAGCCCGUGUCGUCGCCGCCUCAACCCGCCACAGCCAAGGCGCCAAACGCCACUCGAAGCCGGGGUAGUGGCCGUGGCGGUCGUGGUGGUCGUGGCGGUCGUGGUGGUCGUGGUGGUGCUCGCAUGCGGGGUGAAAAGCAGCAUGGUCAGCAGCGGCAUCGGCAACAGCAGCAGCCAGCGCCGUUUCAGCCUUACUUUCCGACUUGGCCAGCGCACCACGCUGAUCCGGCCAUGAUGCCACCCGCGCAUCAUCAACAACAGUGGCAGCAACCAGGGCAGCAGCAGGGUGCUGAUGACGCCGCUGCCAUGGCUGCUUACUACUACGGACAGCAGCCAGGACAGCAAGCUGGCAUGUACGGCCAACACCCAGACUACCAAGGCUACUACUACCCACCACAGUGACACUCUGUGUGGGUGUGUACGAAUGUUGUUGUCUGUGCCUGUGUCGGUGUGGGUGCGAUUGUGCGUGUGAUGAGGAAGCGCGUGUGUAUGUGUUCGUUCGCUCGACAUGUCAUCUUUGAGUUGAAUCACGGCCCGCACGAUGUCUGAAUGUCGUGUGCUGUGACAUGUCAUGCACUUGCUGCCCUCAGCUCGCCCUGCUCUUCUUUGGGCGCCUCAAGCUCUCUUCGUUGUCAUGGUGCAAGUAAUUUGUGGGUUUGUUGGCUGUUUACUACUGGGUGUGCUUCGGCUAAGGCGAGCACGUCAAGUCGGGCGGCUCAGGACACGCACAUACAGACGGGCACAGACACAAGACCCCACUGCGUCACAUCACAUCACAUCAUGUCACAUCACAUCAAACAAGCAAACAGAGAUAUAGAG
Molecule: messenger RNA, 4716 nt
Organism: Salpingoeca rosetta
Lineage: Eukaryota; Choanoflagellata; Craspedida; Salpingoecidae
Exons: 29
Coding region: 85-4299 (1404 amino acids)
Cellular component (GO): intracellular anatomical structure
Molecular function (GO): ATP binding; RNA binding
Source: RefSeq, a predicted model, not a curated record